CUUCUUUAGGUUAUCUCCUUGGUAUCACGUUGAAGUAGCUACCAUUCGAGUCCCUCUAUGAUUACCGCUAAUUACCUUUUUCUGUCAGUAGUACAAUGCAAACUCAAUACAAAGCGGACUGGGUGUACUCCCACAGGCAUGUUUCCUUACAGGUGAAGGUGUUGAGGUAAACCAGUUUUUUUUGGCCCUCCUGGGUAGGGCAUUUGAGGAGGGAGCGGUUUGGCUGAUAGCAGUUUCCUUUGAACAGAAAUGAGGGUAGUCGUGUACCGGUUUGAAAGUCCUCUUUUCAUCUGACCUGCUUUCCCAUGGUGUCGCCUGUCUCGGAUUCAGUCAAAGGACAAGGAAACGUACUCCUCGUCACCACCGGCAUUUCAAAAUCUUUUCCCUGUGGGUGAAAAUUCUCAUGCAUUUUCAGCAAGUUUUAAUGCUUUUUAGAGGAAUAAAAUUACCUUUUUAAGGAAGAGAAAGUUGUAUUAGGAUGUUUCAGAUGAUCCGUGAGUGGUUCUGGUGGGACCGUAUUUGGCUCCCUGUGAAUCUGACAUGGUCUGACCUGGAGGAUAAAGAGGGCCGUGUCUAUGCCAAAGUUUCUGAUCUAUAUGUCACUAGUCUGUACUCCAUGGUAUUCCUCAUUAUGAGAUACCUGUUUGAAAGGCUCUUAGCCACACCUCUCGCAGCCUACUGUGGAAUUAAGGACAAAGUCCAGCAGAGAGCUGCGCACAAUCCUGUUUUAGAGAGAUAUUUCCGCAAUCACUUGCGAAACCCUACUCAGUCAGAUAUAGAUGGGCUGUCAAAGAAAUGCAGCUGGACAAGGAGGCAGGUGGAACGCUGGUUUCGGAGGCGACGCAACCAAGACAGACCUGGCUUACAAAAGAAGUUCAGAGAGGCCUGUUGGAGAUUUGUCUUUUAUCUGUCAGCAUUCAUUGGAGGAUUAAUAGCUCUUUAUGAUAAACCUUGGCUUUACGAUACUCGUGAAGUUUGGACUGGCUUUCCAAAACAGUCAAUGCUCCACUCACAAUAUUGGUAUUACAUUGUGGAGAUGAGUUUCUAUUGGUCACUACUUUUCAGUGUCGCAUUUGACAUCAAAAGAAAGGACUUUAAAGAACAAAUCAUCCACCAUUUUGCAACCUUGAUUCUUCUUGCCUUUUCAUGGUGUGCCAACUACAUCCGUAUUGGAACCCUGGUUAUGAUCAUUCAUGAUGCCUCAGAUGUUUUGCUUGAGUCUGCAAAAUUAUUUAACUAUGCCAAAUGGGAGAAGACUUGCAACAUCAUCUUCAUUCUAUUUGCUGUUGUGUUCAUGGUUACUAGGCUGAUAAUCUUUCCUUUUUGGCUCAUCCACUGUACAUGGGUCUACCCGGUUGUCAGCUACCCCCCUUUCUUUGGAUAUUACUUCUUCAAUGUAAUGCUGCUUCUCCUGCAGCUCUUGCAUAUAUUCUGGGCAUGCUUGAUACUAAGAAUGUUGAAGAAGUUCCUCUUUGGUAAUCUGACCCGUGAUGAGAGAAGUGACAACGAGGAAGACGAAGCUGAGAGCAACUCCACUGAGGAGGAUGGGGGGCAUCCAAAACUGAAAAAUGGCUCAAGAGCAGGAGAACCAGACACCCGUCACUGACACUGGUGACCCUGAGUCCCCUCUUUAGCCUGCCAGUGACCAAGGCUCUAGAGUGAGCCAGCACAACUCGCUGGACAACACAAGCAGCAUUUGCCCAAAAGGAAGUAUCUAUGAUGGAAAAAGAAUAACAAGAAAGCAGCACAUGCAAACAAAAAAUGUUUGAUUUAUUACUGUUGGACCUAGCCAAAAAGUGCUUCCCUCAUUAGGAUAUCAAUGCUUGGAACAAUGUGCGUGCUACACACAAACACAGACAUACAUGCACAUUCACAUUCACUUGAGCAACAAGCGAUUGCGCACCACAAUGUUAAAGGAGUUCACUGGGCUCACUGAAGUCAAUACUUUCCCAAUUCAGCCUUUUUUAAAGAACAGCACUGAUGAUGGCAGAUCACCACACAAAGCCGUCUUCCACAGAGCCGUAAGAGAGAACAAAAGCGCAGGCUGCUGUUCCUCUUCAUCACAUCCCAUUUGCUCCUCAGUUUUGGGGAAAAACACACACAAAAAAAUAAACACAUACAAAGAGAAACCACAAAGACGGUGCAUCUCAGCCAUCGUUAUCACUGCAGCGCUUCAUCCAUCACGGCUAGGUUUCUGCGGCUGCGCCGGCUGUUGCCAUGCUUUAUAUCAACUUCUGCCGGCUGGAGCAGAAUGUUUAUGGACCCAGGCUGAGGACAUAUUACAGCGGGUUCUCAAGCUGGGCUUAAAAAAAGAAUAAAAGAAGAACCUAAAUUUUAUGAAAGAACGGACAGAACAACUCCCCCAGGAAUUACGUCUUCAACAUGCAAAGUCAUGGACCUUGCUUGUUUUUCUGUGGAACAUUCCGGGCCCACAAGCGCUCUGUUAAACACAUUACAGUAUUAUGCAAUCCAUCUUUCCACGGCUGAUACUUUUGUACGUGACCCUGUGGUACAGUAGGUGUGUGUACCCAAAGCCAGGGAGAAGGGGGAUAUUGGUGACUGAGGAGGAAAUCGUUUGAGCUCUGCUUCAUUCUUUUUUUUGCUCAAGAAAAAUUCUUUCAUGAAGUGGUGUGGAUAUUGAUAAUGUUUUUCCCUCGUGCCUGACAACACAAUUUAACUUUUUCGGAAAGAAGGUGAUGUGUACUUUUCAUUUCAACUGCAAAUUGCUUUCGGGAACAAGGGAGAUGUUGACAACAUGACAUAGUCAAUGAGCAAAAAGGACAAGAGGCGAUUAUUAUGGUGAAUUGUACUAUUUUAUGAAACAUUUUAUUUUUAUUGAGCACUGGUUUGAAUACACAAAGUCAAAAUAUGAUGCACAAAUUGGGCAAAUAGGUUUAUUCAGGUCUCUUAAUGGGUAAAAUUAACAUGAUUUCAAGUUUAUAGCAAAGUACAUUACAGAUGGAUGAAGUCCAGGUCACUGCAUUAGAGAAAUUUAAAAAUUGGAGUUUGAACAUUGACACACAUCUAGUUUACUAGGAAUAACUAUGCACAUAUUGUGGCAUUAGUUAGAAUUUAUGAGUGGAAUAGCCAUUUUAUCAAUGAGUACUCAUUCAAAGACAUUUGACUAAACUGUACCGCUAUGAGAUUCUAAUCAUGUUUGUUUUAUGGUUUCAUUGUGGCACUACACUGGACAAAUUCUCAAUCUUGUAGGAAAACCUCUAUGUAAAAGUCAUUCUGAUGGUUAUACAUCUAAUCAGCAAAUAUUCCAUGCCGCUAGUUUUUAAAUAUUUGAUUCUGUCACUUUAUUUCCCUAAGAGUGAUUAUUCUCACGGCUAUGUGGAUUAUGAAGGAAAAUGGGCCAGUUUUAAAUGCAGCAUAGGGACGCCAGUCUAUGCUUUAAAGAGGAAUUAUGAAAAAAAUCAAAGAAGCUUGAAACAAUAUUGUAAUCUGAAUUUUAGUGUAUCUGAGUUUUUAUUAAAGUCUUAAAUUGUUAAAUAUAUUGUUUCAGGUUGUUUUAUGGAGUAUAAUAUUUCAAUGAUGUAAAGGGUGUAAUAAAUGUUAAGCUCAGUUUUCAGUGAACCAGACAAGGGAAAUCUCCUGUUCUCAGCUGUAAAAAAUAUUUUACAGAAAAAAAAAAGACUAUUAAAAUGGAGCUCUUUAAAUAUUUGAACGCAAUCCAGUGACAUCUCCUUCCUAAUGCUAUCUCAGGGUUCUGUGUUCUUCAAAGUGUAGUUGUUAGAGGACUUAACAAAUAAGCAGAAUGCUUAAGGUUUGAAUCAGGUGGAGCCAUGGUACUGUACUUGACAACCAGUAUUUUUUUCACAGGUUUGUGUCCCCAUCUGUAUAAAUGUAUAACACUGUAUGUCACUGAAUUUGUGCAUUGCCUUAGUUAAAGGUGUCUGAUUGAUUCUGAAUUAAACUUUCACCCUAAAUGUUCACCCUU
Molecule: messenger RNA, 3943 nt
Organism: Anguilla anguilla (European eel)
Lineage: Eukaryota; Metazoa; Chordata; Actinopteri; Anguilliformes; Anguillidae
Gene: cers3a
Product: ceramide synthase 3a
Exons: 12
Coding region: 479-1606 (375 amino acids)
Biological process (GO): ceramide biosynthetic process
Cellular component (GO): membrane
Molecular function (GO): DNA binding; sphingosine N-acyltransferase activity
Source: RefSeq, a predicted model, not a curated record